Molecule: messenger RNA, 7530 nt
Organism: Colletotrichum destructivum
Lineage: Eukaryota; Fungi; Ascomycota; Sordariomycetes; Glomerellales; Glomerellaceae
Product: Putative AMP-dependent synthetase/ligase domain, Condensation domain, AMP-binding, ANL
Exons: 3
Coding region: 1-7530 (2509 amino acids)
Biological process (GO): secondary metabolite biosynthetic process; amino acid activation for nonribosomal peptide biosynthetic process
Cellular component (GO): cytoplasm
Molecular function (GO): catalytic activity; phosphopantetheine binding
Source: RefSeq, a predicted model, not a curated record
AUGCUGUCUACAGACGGGAGAUGGAAGCUCACCCCGCGGCUUCACUCCGUCAAGUUUGUUUUCGACGCGCCAACCCCGGCGGACUCGCCGACCCCAGACGAGAUCGUCUUCGAGAACCCGUUCUCGGCUGGCGUCCCGGGCGUGCCCAAGCGCUUCGUCUUCAGAUCCCCCACGACGCGAGGCCCCGAGCAGGAUGACAUGCACACGGUCCACGAUCCUCCUGGGCAUGGCAAAGACUCACCCGACGCCGGAACACCACCUGGAGAAGCGUUGUUUGCUGCUGCUGCUACCAAAGAAACAACCAUCGAUGCGGAAUCGACUGCGCGCCAGUUAUCUCACGUUCGGGGACCGGUGGUUGACCUGAAAGGAGAUAUCGGGCCCGCGGUAUGCGCAGCAUGGGCCUUGGUGUUGUCGUCUUCGUUGUCGUCGUCGUCGCAGACAGAUGGAGGGAAUGUCAGUUUUGGGCUGAGCGUCUCCAACAACACAGACUUGGAGGCUCUGUCUCCGCCGUUGCCAAUCAGGUUUGCCGUCAGUCGUCACACUCGAGCAUCUGCGUUCCUGAGAGACGUCGCAGACUCGACUGCUGCUCUAUCCGGUGUCCCCGGGACUGAGCCCGGGUUGAAGGCCCCAGCUGCGGGCAAGGACGCAUCCCAAACUAUGGUCAUCGCCCUCUCGGUCGCGGCCCCGGAUACGCGUGAGUUGUCAGACGUCUCCGACUGGGCGGUUCGACUCGAGUGCCGGAUCAAAGAGCAAGAACUGGAGCUCUCGGCCACUUUCGACCAUCACUUCUCACGGCCGGCGGUGCGACUCCUACUGAACGACGUGGAGCAUGUUAUCUGGCAGCUAGACAACCUGUCCGGCGAGAAGACCACGCUGGGAGAUAUCAAGAUGCUGAGCCCAGCGAGCCAGCGUCAUCUUGUCCAGUUGAACAGGCCACUACCGAAAGAAGAAAACGUUUUGAUUCAUGAUGUGAUUGACCACCAGGUUCAGUCAGAGCCGCACGCCCCGGCUAUCUGCGCCUGGGACGGCAACAUGUCGUACUCCCAACUGCAGCAGUGUACCGAACAGCUUGCGUACCACCUCUCGAAUAUGGGCGUCGGCCCGGAAGUCCUGGUCCCCGUCAUCUUUGAAAAGUCACUCUGGAGCAUCGUCGCCAUAUUGGCGGUGGUGAGGGCCGGCGGCGCCGUCGUGGCUCUUGAUCCGUCGCUCCCAGCCGCUCGGAUCCGUAUGAUCGUCCAGGACGUAAAGGCAUCCGUCGUACUAUCGUCUCCUGGCAAUCAACACAGAAUUCCCGAGGAGAUACUCCCGGGCAACAGGGUUAUCGUCGACGAAUCGUUCUGCAGAAGGCUCCCGGCCAGGACGGCGGCGACAAGACUUCCACUCACGCAGAAGCCUUCGACCACUCCGGACAAUGCGCUUUACGUCGUCUACACGAGCGGAUCGACUGGGAAGCCCAAAGGCGUCGUGGUGCCUCAUGCGGCAUUCUGCUCCAGUGUCAAGGGGUUCUGCAAGGCCAUACGCCUCGACUCCCCCAGCGCCCGCGUGCUGCAGUACUCCUCCUUCUCGUUCGACAUCUCGAUGCUGGAGAUCCUGUCAACACUGAUGGUCGGCGCCUGUCUCUGCAUCCCGUCAGAGGAGGAGAGAAUGAACAAUCUAGCCCGGUCCAUAUCCAGCAUGGGUGUCAACUGGGCCAUGUUGACGCCCUCGGUGGCGAGCCUGAUGAGCCCGGAAGAAGUCUCGGGUUUGGAGGUCCUCUGCUUCGUCGGAGAGGCGCUCCCGCAAGCCGUGGCCGAUACCUGGGCCGACCACGUCCAAGCCAUCAACGCCUACGGCCCCGCCGAGUGCUCAGCCAUCACCAUCGUCAGCGAGCCCAGGACCAAGGGCGUCAAGAGCAUAUCGCUCGGGAGACCGGCGAACUGCGCCGUCUGGAUCGUCGGUGAGGACGGGCGGCUGGCGCCCUUCAACACGGUCGGCGAGAUCGUCAUCGAGGGGCCGCCUGUCGCCCGUGGCUAUCUCGGCGACGGGGAGAAGACUGGUGCCGUCUUCCUCGACGAUCCGGGCUUCCUCCGCAGCGUGGCGAGAGACUCGGGACGAUGCUACCGGACGGGCGACCUCGGGCGGAUGAAGGUUGAUGGCUCGGUAGACUUCUUGGGCAGGAAAGACGGCCAGGUGAAGAUCAACGGCCAGCGUGUUGAGCUUGGCGAAGUUGAGCACCACCUGGCGCGAUGUCUGGGCUCGACGAAUACUCCCGGGUCCCCGAAGACCACCUGGGAUGUCACAGUCGAGCUGCUCCGGCCGAUCGGAGCUGAUCACGGCAUCUUGACGGCAUUUGUGACACCUACUUCAAAGUCUUCUACCGGUGUUACUAUAGACAGCCGCAUGGAGAUGCUGGUCAGCGAAACAGAUAGAACUUGGCAGGAUACCAACAGCCGGUUCCGAGAAGCUUCGGCCGAGCUUGCGACUAUCCUACCGGCUUACAUGGUCCCCAGGGCAGUCAUUGCUUGCCAUAGACUGCCACUUUCGCCCUCUGGGAAAGUCGACAGGAGAUCUCUCCGCGGUAUCGGGAACGGAAUGACUACGCAGAAGCUUCUUCGGUCCUCUGCGCGAGGCGAAACGGCAUCCGAAGUUGAAACAGAGACAUCUGUAAUAUUACCGUCCGGAGACCUCACCGAGUCAGAAGGAGACUCCUCGGUUGGACAGUUCACCAUCUCUUCCGGCAACACAAAGCCCUCAUCCGAAGCCUCGUUAUCGCUGUCUAGCCCCUCAGACUCUGAAGUGACACCGAUCGAGGCUGUUCUGCGCAAGGCCUGGGCUACGGUGCUGGGCGUCCCAGAAGACACCAUCUCGCCCGAGGACGACUUCUUCGCGCUCGGCGGAGACUCGAUCGGCGCCAUCAAAGUCGUUGCCGCGUGCCGCCGACUUGCGUUGCAGAUCAACGUCGCCAGCAUCUUCAAGAACUCGGUGCUGCGGAGGAUGGCCCUGGUUUGCAAACGCGCCGGCGAGGACGACGAGGAAGACAAACCGGCACGCUCGGCUCGCUGCACCAUCACGCCCUUCCAGUUCCUCGACCCCGAUGCCGUGCCCGAGCUUCGCGAGGAAGCCUCCUUUCAGUGCGAUGUCAGGGCCGAGGACAUCCAAGACUUGUAUCCCUGCACCCACAUGCAGGAAGGUCUCAUGGCGGUCAACCUCACGCGGCCGGGGAGCUACACCGGCCGAUGGAUCCAUGCUCUGCCCCAAGACGUGGAACUCACGCGCUUCAAGAGCGUCUGGGAGCAUAUCCACGCCACGUCGCCGAUACUCCGGACGCGGUUCGCAACGACGGCGUCCGCGGGCUCCCUCCAGGCCGUCAUACGGGAAGGGGUCGAAUGGCUCUCGCACCACGACCUCGAAGCAUACCUCGACGAGGACGACUCCCGGCCCAUGUACCCUGGCGACCCGCUCAACCGCUUCGCGCUCGUGGCGUCCGGGGACGGCGCCGUGACGUUCGUGUGGACCAUCCACCACAUGCUCUACGACGGCUGGUCGCUCGCCAUGCUCUGCGGUAGACUCAACGACCUCUACCACGGACGCGUCGCGAAGCCGGCCACUGACUACCGCCGCUUCAUCGCCUAUACCCGCGAGCUCUCGCCCAACGCAUCCGAGUAUUGGAAGAGGGAGCUGCGGGGAUCUCCGGUGUCGAGCUUCCCGGCCUUCCCGGAUCCGCGUCAUCAGUCGUUUGCCAGGGCCGUCGUCCGAGACGAACUCGUCAUCGACAUUGACCCGUCGUUCGGCGUCACCAUGUCGACGUUUGUACGCGCAGCCUGGUCUCUCAUGGUCGGCCACUUCUCAGCCUCGGAUGACGUUCUGUUCGGAGCAACGGUUUCUGGCAGGAAUGCGCCCCUCGACGACAUUGAGAGCGUUGAAGGGCCGACCAUCGCCACCGUUCCGGUUAGGGUCCGGAUCGACAAGAAGCUGGCCAUCGUCGAUUUCCUACGCCGGAUCCAGGACCAGGCGGCUUCGAUGAUCCCCUUUGAACAAACGGGCAUCCAGGGGAUCAAAGCCCUGAACGACGACACGAGGCGGGCCUGCAAAUUCCAGAACCUGCUGGUUGUCCAGGCUGGCGGCGGCUGGGAGGAGACCGGACCGGGCCCCCUCCUGAAGCCGGCCUAUCGAGAAGAGUACACGACUUUCCCAGUCACCUGUGAGGUCUGGCUGCACCCUGGACGGGUCGAUUUCGCAACGCACGUGGACGAGGAAGUGACAAGCCGGGUCUUCGUGGCACAUGCCAUCGAGACUGUCAAGAUCAUCAUGACCCAGCUCGCUCAGGCUACAUCCGGGACGAGCUGCUUCUCCUCCAAGAUUGCCGACAUUGUCUUUGACAAGGUUUCAAGCCUCUCACAGUCUGUUUGCAAUAGAGAUCAGGAGCCCGUCAAGGUCUCGGUCACACUGCACGAACUUAUCACAAAGCAGAGCCGAUUCGAGCCCGAGCGUGACGCAGUCGUCUCAACGACUGAUCGUCUAUCGUAUGCCACGCUGGAAGCCAUGGCUUCUGCACUGGGGCAACGACUCGUCGACAUCUGGACAGUCGUCGCCCUGCUCGGAGUGCUGAAAGCGGGCGCCGUCUUCGUUCCCCUGGACCCGAGCCAGCCAAUCUCCCGCCUGAGAGAGGUUGUCGCGCAAGUCAGAGCCAGGACUGUCCUCAUGUCGGCAUUCCAAGCAAAAGCAACAGACCUUGGCACUCUUACGCGCAUCAUCGUCGACCAGGAAUCGCUCGAGAGACUUGUGAGCUCUGAUGACCCCGAGAUGCUCGCCACUCGUCCCGAGCCGGACAGUCCGGCAUACGUUAUCUUCACCUCCGGAUCUACCGGGACCCCGAAAGGCAUCGUCGUAUCUCAUGCGGCAUUCGCCUCCAGCGCAACCGCCCAUGGGUCUGUCUUUGGCAUAUCUCGCGAUAACCGCGUGCUCCAGUUUUCGGCGUACAGCUUCGACGCCAGCCUGUUCGAGCUUCUUACGACCCUAAUCCAUGGCGGGACGGUCUGUGUGCCCAUGGAAGCAGAGCGCUUGGAGAGCAUCGGAGGCUUCAUGCGGCGGAUGAAUGUUGACCUGGCCCUCCUCACGCCGUCCGUCGCCCGCAUCGUCGAUCCGGCCGAGGUCCCGUCGCUUCGGACCUUGAUUUUGGGAGGGGAAGCACCGGAUGGGGUCCUGGUUGAGAAAUGGCGGGAUGCCGGGACAAGACUCUUCAAUGCCUACGGGCCGAGCGAGUGCUCCGUGAUCGCGGCUUGCCACUGCUACUCCGCACAUACGGACCCUCGGACCAUUGGUCUCCCUGUGGGUUGUUCUUCGUGGAUCGUUAAUGCGGAUGAUAACGAAGCGUCUCCGGUUGCCGACGGAGACAUCGGCGAGCUGCUUCUAGGGGGCCCGACCUUGGCUGACGGGUAUCUCAACGACCCGGCGAGAACAGCCGCGGCGUUCGUCGACAGUUCUUCAUGGCCGCUGGAGAUUCGUCCGAGAGACGCGGGUCGUCUUUACAAGACGGGAGACCUUGUCCGGAAGGACAACGACGGAAACAUGGUUUACGUCGGCCGCAAAGACAUGCAGGUCAAGGUCAACGGCCAGAGAAUCGAGAUCGGGGACAUUGAGUCUCACCUGUCGGGUUGCCUCCGGUUCAAGCGCGGCGUUGUUGUUUUCCCUACAAAAGGGCCAUUCUCAAGACAGCUUGUGGUAGUUUUGGAAGCCGAAAACAGCCGUACGAGUGCCACUGGCCAUCCGCAUGCCGAAGAAAGCUGCAACGAAGAGGUGGAUGAAAUCCGACGAGAACUGUCCGAGAAGGUCCCCAGCAUCAUGGUGCCGGCCCAUUGGGUUGGCAUCAACACACUGUCUCCCAAAGGCUUUCCUCUUUCUGCCUCUGGAAAGGUGGACAGAAAACUGAUCACGACCUGGCUCGAAGGCCUGUCGGGACGAGAACCGAGCAUCUUUGGCACGACGGCCCAGUCGUCCACAGAGCUGGCAGUUAUACUUCCAGACGACUUCCCUGCCUACGAGUUGGCGGAGAAGAUCUCCAGUCUGAUACCUUCGAGGUCUCUUUCUCCUAGGUCAGCCAUCUCUGGGGGCUUCGACGACAUACUUCUCCAAGCGUCCGGCCUCGACUCUCUCAAUAUGAUGUCGCUCAUGCACUUCAUACACACGACAUACCGGACCAGAGUCAGCAUGCAGUUUCUGAUGGACGAGAAGACCAGUAUCCGAUCACUGGCGGCGUUUAUCUCUCGUUCAAGCCCAAGGCGAAACUCCGUCCAGGCAUCAGCGCCCCCAGCCACCAGCCAGAUGAUCGAUAUCAUGGCCCAAGUCAACCGGUAUGACGACGAGCUGUUUAGGCUAUCGGGGUCCGUUCCCGAAGCUUCGUUUAGCCGUCCUAAGAACAAAGACAACGGCCUCAACGUCUUUCUUACCGGCGCAAGCGGCUACCUGGGCACACAGAUACUGCGUCAACUCCUCGAGCGUGGCGAUGUUGGUCGUGUGACGGCUCUCGUGCGCAGCUCAAGCCCCCAGACAGCCAGGAGCCGGGUGGUCGAGACAGCUCAAAAGGCCCUGUGGUGGACCGAGUUUCACGACGACAAGCUCGACGUCUGGGCCGGGGAUCUGUCGCGUCCACAGCUGGGCCUCGCACAAGAGCGUUGGGAUCUCCUGGGCGACGGUCACUCUUUUGACGCCGUCAUCCACAACGGCGCCGCUGUGCACUGGAACAAGAGCUACUCGGCCCUCGAGGCGGUCAACGUCGGCUCGACAGUCCAGCUGCUUGGUCUCGCCAUCCGAAACCCAUCGCCGAGAUUCGCAUACGUCUCGGGCGGCCGGCAGUGGAGGAGCGAGGUAGAGAGGGACGAAGACGUUGCUCUCGAGCUUGCGGGCGCGAUGGGAUACAGCCAGACCAAGUUCGUCGCAGAGGUCCUGGUAAAGAGGGCCGCCGACAGGAGUCGUUCCCUUUGGAGAAACAUUGCGGUAUACAGGCCGGGCCUCGUGAUCGGGACCGCCACCGAGGGCGUGGCCAACCUGGACGACUACAUCUGGAGACUCACCUCGGCGAACAUCGACAUUGGCGCUUACAACGCCGAUGACGAGGAUGCCUGGCUGCAUGUGUCAGACGCGGCCACGACUGCUGCCGGUGCCAUCCGCACCGCGCUUGAACCAACCCCACGGGGGAACGCCGUCGAAAGCCAAGAGGAUGGAAUGACGUGGGGCGAAUUUUGGAGACUCGUCCAGGCUUCGGGGUAUCAUAUUCGUCCAACUCCGGCGUCCGAAUGGCUCUCGGCGGUCAGGAGGGAUGUGGCGGCGAGACAGGAGGCGCAUCCACUGUGGCCGUUGUCUCACUUGCUUGACGAUGGCUCCAUGGAGUGGGAUGUCAGGAGUAAACGCGUGAACGAGUGCCCGAUGCGACUCAAAGUUGCGGUCCGAAGGAAUCUCGAAUUCCUCAUGCGGAUCGGGUUUUUGCCUGCUGUAGGAUCCGUCACUCAUUCGAAUAAGAGGCCGACGAACAGCUUCCGCCGAUCAGGGUCCUAG